CAACCCCUCAUGCGGGGGGUGUCUCCAUCCAUGUCAACAAACACCACUGCAUAACAUAUAAACAUCACCAACCGCCCUCCACUCCAAGAACCAUUGGAUUCCAAGCCAGCAUCUAACCACCCCAAUUCGAACCAGAUAAACAUACCAGACCAAUAAACCCGCCAAAAUGCCCCUCAUCGCCCAAAACCCCCAGCCCCGUGUGAUCCUAGGUCUCAUGACCUUUGGCACCGACCCCGAGACGGGCGCCCGCGUCACCACCAUCCCCGAGUUCAGCAAGGUCCUCGACCUCUUCCAGUCGCGGGGCUACAACGAAGUCGACACAGCGCGCAUGUACAUUGGUGGAAAGCAGGAAGCCUUUACUCGCGAGGCGGGCUGGAAGGACCGCGGCCUGACGCUGGCUACGAAAGUCAUCUACCCCACCAAUGGAGGAGACAACACGCGGGACAAGGUCCUGGAAAGCGCCGACAUUAGUCUGAAGGAGCUAGGGACCGAUUGUGUGGAUAUUCUGUAUUUGCACGCUGCUGACCGCAAAACCCCCUUUGCCGAAACCCUCUCGGCCAUCAACGACCUGCACAAAGCCGGCAAGUUCGUCCGCUUCGGCAUCUCCAACUUCACCUCGUUCGAAGUCGCCGAGAUCGUCAUGACGUGCAAGUACAACAACUGGGUCCUGCCCACCAUCUACCAAGGCAUGUACAACGCCAUCACGCGGUCUCUCGAGACCGAGCUCGUCCUGGCGUGCCGCCGCUACGGCCUCGACAUUGUCGUCUACAACCCCCUCGCCGGCGGUCUCUUCUCGGGCAAAAUCAAGUCGCACGACAUGGUGCCCGAGUCGGGCCGGUUUUCCGACGUCAACAAGAUGGGCGUCAUGUAUCGCGGCAGGUACUUUAAGGAAUCCACGUUCCGCGCGUUGCAGGUGGUCGAGCAGGCGGUGGAGAAGGCGGGGCUCACCAUGAUUGAGACGGCGUUGCGGUGGAUGGUGCAUCAUAGUGCGCUGAAGAUCAAGGAUGGGAAUGACGGGGUGAUUAUUGGUGUUAGCAGUAUUGAUCAGCUGGAUAGCAACUUGACGGACCUCGAAAAGGGACCGCUGCCCGAAGAGGUGGUGAAGGCCCUGGAUGAGGCGUGGAAGAUUGCAAAGGUUGAUACGGUCAAUUAUUGGCAUGGAACGGUCGAGUACGGGUAUGAUGUGAGGGAGGCCCUGUUUGGGAAGAACGCGAAAUAGGUGGAAGCUGUAUGUGGUGCGGUAACGAUGUUAUGAAUUGGCUGAGCCAAUGUUUUUGGUCAUGUUGUAGCCAUUUGUCGUGACUUUGAUGUGAAUACUUGUGACCACCUGAACAUACCGAGGAACAACUCAAAUGAGACUUGACUUUACUGCGUCGGUAUGGCCAUCGUCAAGAUAGGUCCCAAUCGAUAUUAGUCCCACUAACCUGCCCCGCCCCGCCCCGCCCCGACUUCCGGCUGCCCGUACCGUGUCCGUGCACUCCGGAUGCCGUACCCCAUACCGUGCGCGGCGCGCCGCCGAGCUUCCAGAAUUCGGCCAGUUGUCUCAAAAAGUCCCGCAAUUCAGGGAGGGCGGGAGGGGCGCAGCGGUUCCAGAAUUUCACUUCUUCUUCGGGCUGGACCAGCAUCCCCGGGCCGUCCGGAACAGUUGGGUCUCGUAUUCCCAGGUUUUUCCAGAAAGGCCGUGAUCCCGGUGUUUUUUGAGCUACUUAUUUCCCCACAUCAUGUCCCCGUGUGUAAUUUCCGGAAGGUGUUCUGGAAUCUGGAAGCUGGAAUCUGAAUCUAGUGUAGUGUAGUGUAGAGUUCUGGAGUUCCGUCUGGAUCUG
This is a messenger RNA of Neurospora crassa OR74A, 1823 nucleotides long. RefSeq names its product aflatoxin B1 aldehyde reductase member 2. NCBI's taxonomy places the organism in Eukaryota, Fungi, Ascomycota, Sordariomycetes, Sordariales, Sordariaceae. The record is from RefSeq and is a predicted model, not a curated record. Bases 167 to 1219 code for a protein of 350 amino acids. The transcript has 2 exons.